Molecule: messenger RNA, 488 nt
Organism: Cucurbita moschata (crookneck pumpkin)
Lineage: Eukaryota; Viridiplantae; Streptophyta; Magnoliopsida; Cucurbitales; Cucurbitaceae
Exons: 4
Coding region: 101-439 (112 amino acids)
Source: RefSeq, a predicted model, not a curated record
AGCGUUUUGUUACUCUAUUCAAUGUUCCCUCUCACUCGCCGUCUAUUUCCGCCGGUUCGUCGACGAAGAAGCUCAGGAGAGGAAAGUCAGGGCCAGCGAAAUGGACGUCGGUGAAGAAAUCAGGGCUGCUCACAAGCGAGACUUUCUGGAAUUCCUUGAACAGGAUGUUGGGAAAGGAAUUUACAUGGACGAGAUCAAAGCCAUGAUUAAUCAUAAGCGACAUUGCCUCAUAAUCAACAUUUCUGAUCUUCUCUCAAUUACAUUCUUGUUCGAUUGGAAAUUUACAGUUCUCUUGUUAGACCAAAAGUUGUCAAAAGUGUUCAUUUCUGCCCCACAACUAGGAGUUUUACCAGCCAUGAAUACCGUGACAUUACAUCCAACAUGGGCUUGCCCGCUGGAUCUGUGUAUCCCACAAGGGAUGAAAAUGGCAACUUGUUGAUUACCGAGUAUGGCUUGUGUGGAUAUAAAGAUCAUCAAACCUUGUCAAU